Messenger RNA from Linum tenue, 6878 nucleotides. NCBI's taxonomy places the organism in Eukaryota, Viridiplantae, Streptophyta, Magnoliopsida, Malpighiales, Linaceae. The record is from the annotation of a GenBank genome assembly.
CGCCAAGUUCCAUUCAGCGUGGAUGUUGAAUCGUUUUAUGGGAUUGACUGAAAUCCAAUCUUCGUCUUUGUCGGUGUGUGGAUCAAGUCGAGGGUUUCUGAAUCCUGUUGGGCGCUUGUUUGUGGUUUGAUCCGGGCUUGAAAGAAGAACAAUAAGCAACUUUAGACUGAGGUUGAGCAUAUUCUUUCAUGAACUAGCAGCAUUAGGUGGAUAGCCAUGGCGUGGUUUAGAGCUGGUUCUAGCAUAGCAAAGCUUGCAAUUAGGAGGAGUCUAUCUCAGGGUGGUUCAUACACUGCCAGAACACGGGUGAUUCCUGCUCAAAGUCGGUAUUUCCAUACCACGGUCUUCAGGCCAAAGGCACAGUCUGCACCUGUACCCCGGCCUGUCCCUCUCUCUAAGCUCACUGAUAGCUUCUUAGACGGAACCAGUAGUGUAUACUUAGAGGAGCUUCAACGUGCAUGGGAAGCUGAUCCUAGUAGUGUGGAUGAGUCAUGGGACAACUUUUUCAGGAACUUUGUUGGUCAGGCUGCUACAUCUCCUGGCAUUUCAGGUCAAACUAUCCAGGAGAGUAUGCGGCUAUUGCUUCUGGUUAGGGCAUAUCAGGUUAACGGCCACAUGAAAGCUAAGCUGGACCCAUUGGCCAUGGAAGAAAGAGAGGUACCUGAUGAUCUAAACCCGGCUCUUUAUGGAUUCUCAGAAGCAGAUCUUGAUAGAGAGUUUUUCUUAGGAGUUUGGAGGAUGGCUGGGUUUUUGUCGGAGAACCGGCCUGUGCAGACCCUUAGGUCCAUAUUGACCAGGCUUGAGCAAGCUUAUUGUGGGAGUAUUGGAUUUGAAUACAUGCACAUUGCUGAUCGUGAGAAAUGUAACUGGUUAAGGGACAAGAUUGAAACUCCUACACCGAUGCAGUAUAACCGUCAACGUCGCGAGGUUAUUCUUGAUAGGCUGAUAUGGAGUACACAGUUUGAGAACUUCUUGGCCACUAAAUGGACGACAGCCAAGAGGUUUGGACUGGAAGGUGCAGAGACAUUGAUCCCUGGCAUGAAGGAGAUGUUUGAUAGGUCUGCAGAUCUCGGUGUGGAGAGUAUCGUUAUUGGAAUGCCACAUAGAGGAAGAUUAAAUGUACUUGGAAAUGUGGUAAGAAAGCCUCUUCGCCAGAUAUUCAGCGAGUUUAGUGGUGGUACGAAACCUGUUGAUGAGGUUGGGCUCUACACGGGUACUGGUGAUGUCAAAUAUCAUUUGGGAACUUCUUAUGAUCGUCCAACUAGAGGCGGAAAGAGAAUUCAUUUGUCUCUGGUUGCAAAUCCUAGUCAUUUGGAAGCUGUGGAUCCUGUUGUUAUUGGAAAGACUAGAGCUAAGCAGUAUUACUCGAAUGAUCUGGACAGGACAAAGAACAUGGGAAUUUUGAUUCAUGGUGAUGGUAGCUUUGCUGGACAAGGUGUAGUGUAUGAGACUCUGCAUCUGAGUGCACUGCCAAAUUACAGCACUGGUGGGACUAUACAUAUUGUGGUGAACAACCAAGUAGCUUUCACAACAGAUCCACAGGCAGGCAGGUCUUCACAAUAUUGUACCGAUGUUGCAAAGGCCUUGAAUGCCCCAAUCUUCCAUGUAAAUGGAGAUGAUGUGGAAGCCGUUGUUCAUGCUUGUGAACUUGCGGCUGAAUGGCGUCAAACUUUCCACUCCGAUGUUGUUGUAGAUUUAGUUUGUUAUCGCCGUUUUGGGCAUAAUGAGAUUGACGAGCCAUCUUUCACGCAGCCCAAAAUGUACAAGGUCAUCCGGAGUCAUCCCUCAGCUCUUCAGAUAUAUCAAAACCAAAUCUUAGAAUCUGGGCAGGUCACUCAAGAAGAUAUUAGUAAGAUAAAUGAGAAGGUCAGCGCAAUCCUGAAUGAAGAGUUUCUGGCCAGCAAAGAUUAUGUUCCUAAAAGAAGAGACUGGCUUGCCUCUCAUUGGACUGGAUUCAAAUCACCUGAGCAGGUUUCACGCAUCCGAAACACUGGGGUCAAACCUGAGAUAUUGAAGACUGUUGGAAAAGCAAUUACUUCUCUUCCAGAAACUUUUAAGCCUCACAGAGCUGUGAAGAAGGUUUAUGACCAACGUGCCCAGAUGAUAGAAACAGGGGAAGGCAUUGAUUGGGCUGUUGGAGAAGCCCUUGCUUUUGCCACAUUGUUAGUAGAAGGUAACCAUGUUCGAUUGAGUGGUCAGGAUGUCGAAAGAGGAACAUUUAGUCAUCGCCAUUCCGUGAUUCAUGAUCAAGAAACUGGGGAGAAGUACUGCCCUCUUGACCAUGUUGUAAUGAACCAAAAUGAGGAGAUGUUUACCGUCAGUAACAGCUCUCUGUCAGAAUUUGGUGUGCUUGGAUUUGAACUGGGUUAUUCUAUGGAAAGCCCAAACUCACUGGUUAUCUGGGAAGCCCAAUUCGGUGACUUUGCUAAUGGUGCUCAAGUGAUAUUUGAUCAGUUCUUGAGUAGUGGCGAGUCGAAAUGGUUGCGUCAAACUGGUCUGGUUGUGCUUCUUCCUCAUGGAUAUGAUGGCCAGGGUCCUGAACAUUCAAGUGCCCGAUUAGAGCGCUUCCUACAGAUGAGUGAUGACAAUCCCUAUGUCAUUCCUGAGAUGGACUCGACUCUGCGUAAACAAAUUCAGGAAUGCAAUUGGCAGGUUGUGAAUGUCACAACUCCUGCAAAUUACUUCCAUGUUUUGAGGAGACAGAUACACAGAGAGUUCCGUAAGCCUCUUAUCGUAAUGGCUCCCAAAAAUCUGCUUCGUCAUAAGGAUUGCAAAUCGAAUCUCUCAGAGUUUGAUGAUGUCAAAGGCCACCCUGGUUUUGACAAGCAAGGAACAAGAUUUAAGCGUCUAAUAAAGGAUCAGAAUGCACACUCUAAUCUCGAGGAGGGCAUCAGACGCCUGGUUCUCUGCUCCGGAAAGGUCUAUUAUGAGCUUGAUGAAGAACGCAAGAAGGCUGGUGCAAAGGAUGUUGCUAUUUGUAGGGUGGAACAAUUGUGCCCUUUCCCAUAUGACCUCAUUCAGCGUGAACUGAAACGAUAUCCAAAUGCCGAGGUUGUUUGGUGCCAGGAGGAGCCAAUGAACAUGGGUGGAUACAACUACGUAGCACCUCGUCUUUGCACAGCCAUGAAGGCACUCGACAGAGGCACCAUAGAUGACAUCAAGUAUGUGGGCCGUGCUCCCUCUGCAUCCACCGCCACCGGUUUCUACCAAGUCCACGGGAAGGAACAGUCGGAGUUGGUGCAGAAGGCGAUCCAACAAGAACCACUCCAUUCCCCUGCUCAAACUGUGUAGAUCUAUAACAUGUAGACCGAGGAACAGCGCGCGGCUCAGCUCUGAAAAGGUGAAUCAAAGUUCGAAUGAUUCACCGUAGGUACACGUGGCAAGUUAUGUAAGAAGGAAGGUGAUGUGGUCUUUGACCAUUGCACCGUGAAAAGUGUAGAUAUUGGCAUAUACAAUGAAGCUUGCAUCUUUGUAAUAGUUUUCAUAUCUAAUGUUACUCUUGUACUGUUUCCAGGAUUUGGCCAUGACACCGCAUUAACCUUCAUUGCAUAAGAAACUGCUAUAAUUUGGCAUUUUGAGGGCUCACCGUGGGAAAAUGGGGUGGUUUAGAGCAGGAUGUAUGAUAUCAAGAAAGCUGGCAGCCAAGAGAAAUCUCUGCGGACUGCACAUUUUCAGAAGAGUGCAAGCUUUCCCCUUAUCAGCCACCAGACGAAAUAUCCACAGCACAAUCACCAAACCAGAACAAGCGAAUGCCACCAGAACAACAGACAAUUUCCUAGAUUCAGCAAAUAGCAUCUACAUCGAGGAGCUCCAAAGAUCAUGGGAAGCGGAUCCUAGCAGCGUGGACGAAUCAUGGGACAACUUCUUCAGGAACCUCGUUGGCCAGAAUCAUGUUAAGGGAAUGGCUGCUGCAGGAGUAGGAGUUUCUGGGCAGCAGUCGAUACAAGAGAGCAUGCGUUUGUUGUUACUAGUCAAAGCAUAUCAAGUAAACGGGCAUACGAAAGCCAACUUAGACCCACUCAAUCUGGACUUACAUAAGGAUGCUAUUCCAGAAGACCUUGACCCAGCAUUCCAUGGCUUCACAGAAUCCGACCUCGACAGGGAAUUCUAUCUGGGAGUGUGGGACACAUCGUCCGGUUUCCUGUCUGGUAACCGGCCUGUGAUGACCCUGAGAUCCAUCAUGAAUAGGUUAGAGCAAGCCUACUGCGGCAGCAUUGGGUACGAGUACAUGCACAUUGACGAUAGCAGCAAGUGCAACUGGUUGAGGAACAAGAUUGAGACACAAGAGCAUACAACCUAUGAUGUUCAACGACGUAAAGUUCUUCUUGACAGGCUGAUUUGGAGCACAAGGUUCGAGAAUUUCUUGGCUGUCAAGAAAAAGGCAGAGAAGAGGUUCGGGCUCGAAGGUGGCGAGACACUCAUUCCGGGGAUGAAAGAAAUGUUCGACAAGGCUGCUGAUUUAGGUGUAGAGAACAUUGUGGUUGGAAUGCCACAUCGUGGGAGGCUUAACGUGUUAGGUAACGUGUUCAGGAAGCCACUAGCACAAAUCUUCAGCGAGUUCGACAAGAAGGCGAAACAUGGCUUGGGCGAAAAUGGUGAAGUGGGGGACUAUAUGGGGACGGGUGAUGUGAAGUACCAUUUGGGCACGUCGUAUGACAGACCGACAAGGGGAGGGAACAGGAUUCAUCUGUCGUUGAUGGCGAACCCAAGCCACUUGGAAGCAGUGGACACUGUUGUCUUGGGAAAGACGAGGGCUAAGCAGUACUACUUCAAGGACUGCGACAGGACGAAGAACAUGGGAGUGUUGAUCCAUGGAGAUGGUAGCUUUGCCGGGCAAGGAGUAGUUUAUGAGACGUUGCAUUUGAGCGCCCUGCCCAAGUACUGCACUGGUGGGACUAUACAUGUUGUGGUGAACAAUCAGGUGGCUUUCACUACUGAUCCCAGGUCGGGAAGGUCUUCACAGUACUGCACCGAUGUGGCCAAGGCGUUUAACGUUCCGAUUUUCCAUGUCAAUGGUGAUGAUGUUGAAGCAGUUGCUCGUGUCUGUGAGCUUGCUGCUGAGUGGAGGCAGAUGUUUCAUGCCGACGUUGUGGUUGAUAUUAUAUGUUACAGAAGGUUUGGGCAUAAUGAGGUUGAUGAGCCAUUGUUCACGCAACCUAAAAUGUAUAAGGUGAUUGAGAAGCAUCCUUCAUCGCUCGAGAUAUAUCAAAAGAAGUUACUGGAAUCAGGGGAGGUGACACAGGAAGAAAUCGACAGGAUACAUAACAAGGUGGAAUCAAUACUAAAUGAAGAAUAUGCAAACAGUAAAGACUAUGUUUUGAAAAGAACAGACUGGCUUUCUUCUCAUUGGGCUGGCUUCAAGUCGCCUCAGCAGCUCUCUCGCAUUAGAAACACCGGUGUGAACCCAGAGGUGUUGAUGAAUGUUGGUAGAGCAAUCACUACAAUCCCAGAUGAUAUGAAGGCACACAAGCAAGUGAAAAGAAUCUACGAAGAGCGUGCUCGAAUGAUCGAGAGUGGGGAAGGUAUCGACUGGGCACUCGGAGAAGCCCUUGCAUUUGGUACAUUGCUGGUUGAAGGCAAUCAUGUUAGGCUGAGUGGACAAGAUGUUGAAAGAGGCACAUUCAGCCAUAGACAUGCUGUGCUUCAUGAUCAAGAGAACUGGAAAGAGUACUGUCCACUAGACCACGUUAUUCCGGACCAAGACAAGGAGAUGUUUACUGUAAGCAACAGUUCACUUUCGGAGUUCGGUGUGCUUGGAUUCGAGAUGGGUUAUUCCAUGGAGAACCCAAAUUCCUUGGUGAUGUGGGAAGCUCAGUUUGGUGACUUCUCCAAUGGAGCUCAAGUUAUGUUCGAUCAGUUCCUCAGUGCAGGGGAGUCAAAAUGGCUCCGACAGACCGGUCUGGUUGUUCUGCUCCCUCAUGGCUACGACGGGCAAGGACCCGAACAUUCCAGUGCUAGAUUAGAGCGUUUCCUAAUGAUGAGCGACAGUUACCCUUAUGUGAUGCCUGAAAUGGAACCAACACUCAGAAAACAAAUCCAAGAAUGUAAUUGGCAGGUCGUGAAUGCUACCACUCCUGCCAAUUACUUCCAUUUGUUGCGCCGUCAGAUACACAGGGAGUUCAGGAAGCCAUUGAUAGUAAUGUCCCCCAAGAACUUGCUGAGGCACAAGCUCUGCAAGUCCCAUCUGUCCGAAUUCGACGACGUGCAAGGCCACACUGGAUUCGACAAACAAGGAACCAGGUUCAAGCGGCUGAUAAAGGACCAGACUGGACACUCUGAUGUUGAGGAAAGCAUCAGAAGACUCAUUCUGUGCUCUGGAAAGGUGUACUACGAGCUUGACGAAGAGCGUGGGAAGGGUGAUAACGCAAAGGACAUUGCCAUUUGCAGGGUGGAACAAUUGUGUCCAUUCCCAUACGACCUUGUCCAGAGAGAGCUAAAGCGUUAUCCAAAUGCGGAGGUGGUAUGGUGCCAGGAGGAGCCGAUGAACAUGGGGGCGUAUAGCUGCAUUUUGCCGCGGCUGGCGACGGCGAUGAAAGACACCGGGAGAGGGUCGUACGACGAGAUCAAGUACGUCGGAAGAGGUGCAUCGGCUGCGACGGCGACGGGGUUCUAUCAAGUUCACAAACAAGAGCAGGCUGAAUUCCUUCAACGUGCCAUGCAAACUCAACCCAUCCAGUUCCCUUGAUUAUUCCAUUGAAAGCUCAAUUCAGGGCUGAUCAAUUUCUAAUUGAAUUUGAUGAAUUCUAACAAUCGGAUGUGUUUGGAAAGAAUAAGGUUGGGACUUAGAAAAUACAAUAAAACAGAUUUACAACAGUUGUUUGGUAUAUAACAAGAUUUUUUUUUGUAAUGGAUUGGAUUAUGGUUGGUGUGGUAUUAAU